CGAGUUUUGAUUGAACUCUAGCACAUCAUAUUGCUUUUUAAGUAGCAAACACCAAUGGAAAUCUGUCCCCUAAACCCUACAAAAUGGCGAUGGUUUUUCUCUCUUCUUUGUGAUUGCGUUUCGUUACUUCAACCAAAAAGGAUUGGAUACAGUAAAAUGGCAGAAGGAGGAGCACGACCCAGCUGGGCUGAUCUUCCUACUGAACUAAUAACAUUAGUUGCUGAUCGUUUAGGCAUAAUUGAUCUUCUCAGGUUUCUCAGUGUCUGUAAGAGUUGGAAUUAUGCUGCUUCCAGAUGUUCAGCUCAGAUUGAAUCCACGCAUAAUUAUGAACCCUGGUUUCUUCUUUAUGGUGAGGAUUCACACUGCAUUUUGCUUAGCGGAUUAGAAAAUAAGGAAUCCCAAAAGAAGUACAACAUCAAUAUCCCAGAAUUGAAUGGAGCAACAUGCAUUGCAUCCAGGGAUGGUUGGCUUCUUUUGCGGCAAGAAACCACAAUUUUCUUCUUCUGCCCCUUCUCCCGCUCCAGAAUAGACCUUCCUCAGUUUCCUGACUCAGAGCACCGUGAUUAUAUUGGUGCAUUUUCAUCUCCUCCUACAUCAAAAGAUUGCAUUGUCUGUGUUGUUGCCAAGAAUGAUAAAUCUCAAGUAGAACUACGAUUGCUUCAUCGUGGGGCUAAUGAAUGGACUACGCACAUAUAUACUUACUACAGAGACCAUUUCGAAAAGAUUAAAGCAGUAGCUUAUGAGAAUGAUGAAAAAAAUUUCCAUAUUUUCGAUGAUACAUGUGGAUUAAUUGUGUUUUCUCCAGAAGAUGGAAGUUGGAAAAUAUAUCGUAUAAUUGAUGAGCCAAUUGAUCAGUCAUCUAAUGCUGAAAAGAUACCGUUUCAUCUUAGCAGGGGGAGUUUCAAAAUGAAGAGAAUGAAGAAAAAGUUGGGGUUGGGGGAGGAUGUAUCAGUUGAUACUUGCGGGACGGUGGUCUCAUACCAUGCUGAUGAUAUGCAUGACAUGGUAUUUUUCAAUGAGAAUAUAUCUCAACACUCUGAAACCCAAGGCCGGCGCCUUAAAGGAGCAUGGAUCGAACCCCGGUUCCAUAAAAUUUCCCAAGAAGUGAGUUGGCAUCUCUGAGAAAUUUGCUCUCUAUCUUUGAAUAAUUGCGCUAUUCAUUCAGUUUUAUUGCUGUUUUGAAGAAUAAUUAAGGUCAUGGUUUAGUCAAUUAAAAAAUUACAUAGUUUUCCUUGUCCUCCCAUUCUGUACCUCCUCGGCUUAUAAUCUGCAGUUUCCAUUGUAAGAAUUUUAUGGCUCACAUGACAUUAAGAUUGUAUUUUAUCGGGUAUAAUAAUAUUUAUUUGAUAAAAUAAAUUAAUAUAA
Molecule: messenger RNA, 1365 nt
Organism: Mangifera indica (mango)
Lineage: Eukaryota; Viridiplantae; Streptophyta; Magnoliopsida; Sapindales; Anacardiaceae
Product: F-box protein At4g00893-like
Exons: 2
Coding region: 55-1122 (355 amino acids)
Molecular function (GO): protein binding
Source: RefSeq, a predicted model, not a curated record